GCAGCUGAGAGUCCAGAAGAGCAGGGAAGGCUGGGCUUGACAGUCUCAACUCUCCUCUUGUGUGUGUGUGAACUUCAAGGAGAAAGUGAACAGAGGGCCUUUUGGCGGACCGGGGAAUAGUCGUGAGAAUUGUGGAGAUGGGAGUAGAAGAUACGACCUGUUAAGAACUGGAGUCUGUUUUGAAGUUGGGAAGACAAAAUAUCCAAAGUGAAGAAAUCAUGGGAGCUGAAGAAGAAAUGCUCAUCACUCUGUCUGGAGGUGCCCCCUGGGGCUUCCGGCUGCAAGGGGGUUCAGAGCAGAAAAGACCCCUUCAAGUGUCAAAGAUCCGAAAGAGAAGCAAAGCGUGCCGUGGAGGCCUGUGGGAAAAUGAUGUGCUAGUAUCUAUCAACGGGAAAUCAUGUGCUGGCCUCUCCCAUGCAACUGCCAUGCAGAUCAUCGACUCCUCCAAUGGCAUGCUUAACAUCCGUGUGAAAAGGAUAGUUGGUGGGGACCAGACCGGCCCACGGCUCCAGCGCUCCCCUUCUCCAGGGCAGCGAGUGCUCUCCCCGCCAUCCCCACUCAGCCCCCCAGUGCAGCUAAGGAACCUGGAGAGCCUCACCUCCCCGCCGGACAGUGAGGCCUACUAUGGCGAGACAGACAGUGAUGCUGACAAUGUGGCUCAGGAGAAGCACCGCCGGGCUCGCAAGAAGACCCCACGCUCCCCGCCCGACAGCACCACCAGCAAGGUGGAUGCGCCUCAGGAUGAGGUGUCCCUGUCGGAACAGAGUGGCUACAAGAGGGCUGCUGCGCAGGGGGGACCUGAGGUGGCCAGCUCCGGAGGGGUGGCCAAGAGGGAGAUUACCUGCCUGCCUGGCAGCCGCACCGACACGCCAUUCUCGGAAAGUGAGGGACAGUUGCAGCCACCGUCAGCAGAGGGACGGGAGCCUUCUCCAGAGGCGAUGCUCCUGCCCCAUGCAACCAAGGCUAUCCGAGCAGAACGCCAUCUCAUCCCCAUGGUGGGGCCAGUGGAGCACCCAGUUGACGAAGACCUGACCACCACAUAUGCAGAGAAAGCCAAGCAGGCCA
Tauraco erythrolophus (red-crested turaco) is the source of this 1065-nucleotide messenger RNA. The record is from RefSeq and is a predicted model, not a curated record. Lineage: Eukaryota; Metazoa; Chordata; Aves; Musophagiformes; Musophagidae.